AUGUUCAACAUUCUCAAGCUCACCUCGCUCGCUCUCCUAGCAGCUCCCGCCGUCAUGGCAAGCGACCUUAUCGUUCAGAACAACUGCAAGUUCAACGUCUGGUGUUCCGCUGCCAAGAACGACGGCUCCUCCAGCGCGUCAGUCAAGGUAAAGGCUGGCCGGCAUUACAAGUCCCCACUCCCUGCCUACAACGACAACGUCGGCUCUGUUUUGAAAUGUACCGACAAAGCUGGUUCCAGGAAGGUAUUUCAAGUCGAGUUAGCUGUGCAGUACGGUAGGUCGUGGUUUGACCUGUCGGCUAUCGACGGUGACCCAUUCGUCUCGCACCACCGCCAUGCUGAGCUCGCGGGCCAGUGUGUCCUUGACUGCCCUCCUGGGUCUACAUCCUGCUAUUACCCUCUCCAAGUCGACUGUGCCAGUACCGAGAAUGCCGUACUGACUAUUUGUUAG
Daldinia vernicosa is the source of this 450-nucleotide messenger RNA. RefSeq lists its product as uncharacterized. The record is from RefSeq and is a predicted model, not a curated record. NCBI's taxonomy places the organism in Eukaryota, Fungi, Ascomycota, Sordariomycetes, Xylariales, Hypoxylaceae. The coding region runs from base 1 to 450 and encodes 149 amino acids. The transcript has a single exon.